AUGCUUUCUUCUACUUUGAACACAUACGGAGAGCGUAGAAAAGUCGGCGGAUUUCCACAAAUAACAUCGGUGCAAGCGCGAGAGUUGGGAUGUAUAUUCGGAGCAUUCAGCGCCGUGCGAGAUAUCUACCGUGAUGGCUUUGUGAGCGCUAGCCACAUUGCUGCAAGAUAUGACGAGACGAAGAUGAUCAAAGGUUUCGAGGUGACAGCUGUCGCUCUUCCCGCAAUCUCUCGAAUCGUGUUCGGAUGGCACGCCGGCUUCGAGAGUCGCGCUGCCAUUGGAUAA
Penicillium malachiteum is the source of this 285-nucleotide messenger RNA. RefSeq lists its product as uncharacterized. Lineage: Eukaryota; Fungi; Ascomycota; Eurotiomycetes; Eurotiales; Aspergillaceae. The record is from RefSeq and is a predicted model, not a curated record. The transcript is spliced from 2 exons. Bases 1 to 285 code for a protein of 94 amino acids.